Staurois parvus is the source of this 1650-nucleotide messenger RNA. The record is from the annotation of a GenBank genome assembly. NCBI's taxonomy places the organism in Eukaryota, Metazoa, Chordata, Amphibia, Anura, Ranidae.
AUGUUCAUAAAAGAUCUCACACGGGGGGAGAAGCCAUAUUCCUGUCCUGAGUGUGGGAAAUCUUUUUCAGUGAAGUCCAAUCUUUACAAACAUCAGAGAUCUCACACGGGGGAGAAGCCAUAUUCCUGUCCUGAGUGCGGGAAAUGUUUUGGUUCUAAAUCCUAUUUUAAUGUGCAUAAAAGAUCUCACAUGGAGGAGAAGCCGUAUUCCUGUCCUGAGUGCGGGAAAUGUUUUUCAGAGAAGUCCAAUCUUUACACACAUCAGAGAUCUCAUACGGGGGAGAAGCCAUAUUCCUGUCCUGAGUGCGGGAAAUGUUUCAGUUCUAAAUCCCAUUUUAAUAAACAUCAGAGAUCUCACACAGGGGAGAAGCCGUAUUCCUGUCUAGAGUGCGGGAAAUGUUUUUCAGAGAAGUCCAAUCUUUACACACAUCAGAGAUCUCACACGGGGGAGAAGCCAUAUUCCUGUCCUGAGUGCGGGAAAUGUUUCAGUUCUAAAUCCCAUUUUAAUGUGCAUAAAAGAUCUCACAUGGAGGAGAAACCGUAUUCCUGUCCUGAGUGUGGGAAAUGUUUUACAAGGAAGUUUACUCUUCACAAACAUCAGAGAUCUCACACAGGGGAGAAGCCGUAUUCCUGUCCUGAGUGCGGGAAAUGUUUUUCAGUGAAGUGUAAUCUUUACACACAUCAGAGAUCUCACACAGGGGCGAAGCCGUAUUCCUGUCCUCAGUGCAGCAAAUGUUUUUCAAUGAACUGUAAUCUUUACACACAUCAGAGAUCUCACACGGGGGAGAAGCCGUAUUCCUGUCCUGAGUGUGGGGAAUGUUUUUCACAGAAGUCCAAUCUUUAUAGACAUCAGCAAUUUCAUACAGGUGAGAAGCCGUAUUCCUGUCCUGACUGUGGCAAAUGCUUUUCAUUGAAGUCCAGCCUUUACAGACAUCAGAGAUCUCACACAAGAGAAAAGCCGUAUUCCUGUCCUGAGUGCGGGAAAUGUUACCAUUGUAAAUCCAAACUUAAUGUGCAUAAAAGAACUCACACGGGGGAGAUGCCAUAUUCUUGUACUGUGUGCGGGAAAUGCUUUUCAGUCAAGUCCACUCUUUACAUACAUCAAAGAUCUCACACAGGGGAGAAGCCGUAUUCCUGUCCUGAGUGCAAGAAAUGUUUUUCACAGAAGUCCAGUCUUCACAAACAUCAGAGAUCUCACACAGGGGAGAAGCCGUAUUCCUGUCCUGAGUGCGGGAAAUGUUUUUCACACAAGUCCAGUCUUCAUAAACAUCAGAGAUCUCACACAGGGGAGAAGCCUUAUUCCUGUUCUGAGUGUGGGAAAAGUUUUAUACAGAAAUCAAAACUUGAAACACAUCAGAGAUCUCACACGGGGGAGAGGCCAUAUUCUUGUCCCGAUGCAGGAAAUGUUUUUUCAGACAAGUCUAGUCGUUCCAGACAUCAGCGAUCUCACACAGGGGAGAGGCCGUAUUCUUGUCCUGAGUGUGGGAAAUGUUUUUCACAGAAGGCCCAUCUUUACAAACAUCAGAGAUCUCACAUGGAGGAGAAGCUGUAUUCCUGUCCCGAGUGCAGGAAAUGUUUUUCAGACAAGUCUAGUCGUUCCAGACAUCAGAGAUCUCACACGGGGAAGAAACCACUUUCUUGUCGUCAGUGA